Molecule: messenger RNA, 3927 nt
Organism: Coniophora puteana RWD-64-598 SS2
Lineage: Eukaryota; Fungi; Basidiomycota; Agaricomycetes; Boletales; Coniophoraceae
Exons: 15
Coding region: 1-3927 (1308 amino acids)
Source: RefSeq, a predicted model, not a curated record
AUGCCUGCGGUCAGGAACGAUGCCUCCGCUCACCCAGCACCUUCGGCCUCCGCCGCUUCCGCGCCCACUCGCAGUAGCACCAGGACCCGCACCGUCAAGCCGCCUCCUAUACCGCGAACCCUUACCGGUACCAAGGCGACCAGGUCCAAGAAGGCAGCGAGCACUUCAAAGUCUGUUUCUUCUAAGAAGGGUAACGUCCAGGCCGAAGUUACUCAAACGGCGGGUCCCCCGCCUGCAACGGUCAAUAGGACAGACCAUGGCCCAAGCCAAUCCAACGAAGAAAAGACCCUAACUACGUCGAAGACGAAGACGACUGGUACGACUUCUAUCGACGACCUCCCUCGCGAAGAAAACCCAUGCCAUCCCAACGCCGCGCCGUCGCCAAGCUGCCGUGAUGGCGCAGAGGAGGAGGGAGACGAGGAUGCGGAGGGGGAGGAUGAAGACGCGGAGAGUAACAAGGACGCGGAGGAUUGGGGUAACAAGGACGCGGAGGGAGAUGCUGAUGAAGACGUGGUUCAGCCCGCGGUCCCAGAUCAAGAGCCAAGCCUGGAAGAGCCAAGCCUGGCAAUUGCUGCAGCUACAAGAGCAGGGGUUGACGAGGAGGACGCAGAGGAAGCCGAGCGCAUGUUGGACGCUGGAGACCCGCUCGACGUAGAGUCUAUCUCCGUGCCACCUCAUGGGGCGCAUCGAACCGACGGCGGAGAAGCAUCCAACCACAGGCCCGAUGUUUAUGGAGGCGAUGAACAUGGUGGGAGCGAGGAGGACCAGGGGGCUGAAGAGGACAAGAGCGCUGGCGGAUCCCAGUUGGGAGCAAAAUCCGGCGGACAGGUGGAUGGGGACUCGGUUGAUGACAGCGACUAUUCUGCUACCGAGAAGCAGAAGAGAAUCGACAAGGCGCAAAAGAAUGACCGCGAGGGACGCCCACCUUCACCCAACAGUGAAGAACUCGACGACGACGAGUGGGAAGAGGCCGAGGAUAUCGCAGCUUCACGUCGUCUCUCCAACGGGAAGAUCAAGGCUCAAACGAAGGGCACCAAUAAUUCCUCUCGUGGUGGCUCCGCAUCUUCCGCGUUACCUUCUGCUAGGAACAUGUCGGCCUCAGCUAAUCAUGCCAAUGGUCCAUUGCACGUGUAUCCUGUCCCUUCUCAAUCGCUGCCUACCGACAAUCCCUCGUGCGGUGACUCUGCUCCGUCCCCACUGCCCUCCACUGAGGUGCCGGUUGAGACGCCAGCUGCAACCAAUCGUGCUAGUCGUCCCUCAGGCGCCAACACCGCUCCUUCUCAAUCAUUGCCCACCCUCGAGGACAUCUUCGUCGGCAUGCCUCCUCCUGAGGUGGGCUCCUGUCAAGAACGGAUCAUGUCCUGCCGGUUUGUGGACUGGCCGGUCAAACCCGGUCGUCUCAGCGCAGAGGAAGAGAAACAUCUUGUUGAACUCGACCACACCAUCAUGAAGGCCGUUUGGACCUCAGCUUUCCGCAUCAAGAAGAGGCCUGACUACGUCUGGAAACAUCUUGGUGUGGAGUUGAAACCUUACCGUCAGGUGUCGAUGUGGAAUAAGUUUCAGAAGUGGUGGUGGGGUACCCAGAACAGCGCUGUAGAAGAAGAACCGACUGGCGUCGAAGACAUUGAUGAUCCCGCGCUGCCCGUUCCGAACGCAGAGAUGGUCGACGCGUACACACUACGCGGUUCCGAGGACUACUUGCGCCGCUGUGCCAUAUCGUCGGGGAAGUCAGCAGAGGAUCUUGCAAAGCUUAGCAAAGCCGAAAUUCAGCGUUGCAUCAACGAGAGGCAUCCCAUUUGGGACGAGAUUCAUAUCUACUACAACGACGAGGUAUCUCCUGCCAACAUGGACGCUGUGGACAGGGUCAGCCAGAUGAACCGGGCAAGGGAUGCCUUCAGUGCCGCAGCGCGUAUGUGGAAGGUAAUCACCGGUAUCCAUGUCAUGGGCCUUCUUUUCUACACUGGGCCCGAUGCUGCCCCUCGUAACUAUUCUUGCGCUUGGUCCGGUGACGACCUUUUGAAUGAACUGGCAACCGAGCACAACGCGGAUAUAGAGAGCAUACUGCACCAUGUCCAGACUCUCGUCAGUCAUAGAGAGUUGAACAUGCAGCGGAAGGUCCCGAAACCUUUACUCGAAAGCCGUCGCCUCGAGUUGACGCGUGCUUUGCAAAAGCGAGGGAAGGGGGACGGGCUGCUUCAGCGCCUUGCGCGUAAUUGGACGCGGAUGUGGCUAACUCUUCUCGCGGAUGCAGGCGUUAGCGACGAGGCAGCAGUUCGGCGCAAGACAAAGGCACGCGGUGUUUACGAGGUAGAAUCUUCCGACAAGGAUAUUCACAUCCAAUGGGCCGACUUGCCCAACCUCUUGUUCAAGCACCGACUUGUUGUUUACAACUGGGCCCUCACCGACAUUCUCCCAGGAGAUUUCUCACCGGGUCUCUUGAACCUGCAGGAGAUGAGGCUUGCUGUAUGCCCAUGGAUGCGUUCGAUUAUGCGAGAUGCCUACGAUGUGCCUGAGCCCGGUGGAGAAGAGGACGACAUGGUCAACGUGGACUCAGAGUCGAUGUCCAUCGAUGAAGCCGACAAGAAGACACUCAAACUCGUCCCUAUGGACGAUGAGGAUAAGGCUCUGAUUGACGAACACAAAGAGGAAGCUUUCGACAUCGUCCUUGUUCGGAACACCGAAGGGGAGCCGGUCCGCUUCAUCACAUCGAGCUCGAAGUUCAUGACCGAGAUGAAAGUCAUGGGGCCGGAUAAUCUUUAUGAAUAUGCCUGCGAUACACUCAAGGAAGAAGAACAGGAAAUGGCGAAGACACGCGAGCGCCUGGUGGAGAGGGAGAAAGAGCGUCAGCGCGCGAGCAAGAAGAAACGGGAGUCGAACAAGGCAAGGCAGCUCACGAGGGAGAUGAAGAGGCAGCUGAAGAAAACCGGCAUAACUAACUCGUCGACGCUGUCACCUGAGCCUGAGGCUCACUCGGACGUACCCAAGAACGAAGUUGACGAGCCUCAGAUGCGGCUCCCUCGUUCAAAGGAUAUCCCGCGCGCGUCAGCCCAGCAGCGCACAGCUCUGUCUGUGGAACGUUCGGCAGCAGUCACGCCACCUCCCCCUUCGCAGAACAGAGGAGCCUUGGGCAAACCAGCUGGUCGUGCCGGGAGAAUUGACCCGGUGGUGACCGACGGCUGGGGUGGAAAGUCGGCUCCGUUGGCCUCGAGAAAGCGGCUGUCACCCCAUGCUGAGGUUCUAGAGGUGGAUGAAGAUAGCCUGCCGUCUCACGCAGAGGUGGAUAAAGGUAGGAGUCGCUCGCGGAGCCUCACUCUGUCCUCCUCGCGGGCUCGAGGUGAAGCUGCUGGCGGCGACCAUCGCGUCGGUGGUGAAGGCCACUCCCGCGCUUGUAGAAGUCGAUCGCCUUCGAUUCGGGAGAUCUCCCGAGACGGUGGUACUCAGCGUGCCAAAGACAGAGGCCGCUCGCGUACCCGCAGGAGUCUGUCGAGUUCCCCUUCGCGCCGGGGACGGGAUGGUGAGAACGCUGCCGGAGGACGCGACAAAUUUCACCGCUCUCCGUCGAGGGCGUCUGCCCGAGGACGUGACAAGCGUCGCCGUUCUCUGUUGAGGUCGUCGUCGUCGCCGGAUUAUCGGGGCUACUCCAAGCACCACGACCGUUACGAUUAUUACAUGCCAAGCAUUCGUCUCGCCGCCUUGAACGUUUCGACUAUUACCCUUGCAAUGAACGAUCGCCAUCUGAGUAUUCUCGAGUGCUUCAUCACGCUCAAUCGCAUGUACAACAUUAUCAAUCGCCAAAUCGUCGUCGCCGUUCGCGUUCGCGUUCACGGUAUGUCUUACUCUUGUUCCAUCUGGAGUUAUGUCUCAACCUCCUCUAGUGAUGCAAACGAAAUUGCACGCCCGCAUAAGAAACAUCGUGCUCAGGACUAG